GGGGCAGGGACGCCGCCGCCGCCGCGCUGCACGGACCAGCGGCGCCGCGAGAGGCGCCUCCCGAUCUCCGUCGCGGCUUCGGCCCCGGUCCCGGCGAGUGCGGGGCGGAACGGCCGCCAGCACCGGGCUUCGCGCACCGGGCAGCGCUCCGCACCGCACCGCGCGGCUCUGCGCUGCGCGUCCCGGGCGGCGGACGCGGGGCACCAUGAUGAGCAGCUACCCGGACGGCGAGGAGGACACGGUGGCGCUGCUGGCUCAUGACACCAGCGGCAGCAAGGAGCCGGAGCGGGGCAAGGAAGAGCUGAGCGCCGACAAGGGCCCCGAGAAGCCGGACCCCUCGCAGAAGCCCCCCUACUCCUACGUGGCCCUCAUCGCCAUGGCCAUCCGGGAGAGCGCGGAGAAGAGGCUCACGCUGUCCGGGAUCUACCAGUACAUCAUCAGCAAGUUCCCUUUCUACGAGAAGAACAAGAAGGGCUGGCAGAACAGCAUCCGCCACAACCUCAGCCUCAACGAGUGCUUCAUCAAGGUGCCCCGGGAGGGUGGCGGCGAGCGCAAGGGCAACUACUGGACCCUGGACCCCGCCUGCGAGGACAUGUUCGAGAAGGGCAACUACCGCAGGAGACGAAGGAUGAAGCGGCCCUUCCGGCCGCCCCCGACCCACUUCCAGCCCGGCAAGACCCUCUUCAGCCCCGACAGCUACGGCUACCUCUCCCCGCCCAAGUACUUGCAGUCCACCUUCAUGAACAACUCGUGGCCCCUGGCGCAGCCCCCCGCGCCCAUGCCCUACACCUCCUGCCAGAUGUCUGGCGGGAACGUCAGCCCCGUCAAUGUGAAAGGACUCUCGGGCCCGGCGUCCUACAACCCUUACUCGCGGGUGCAGAGCAUGGCGCUGCCCAGCAUGGUGAACUCCUACAACGGCAUGGGUCACCACCACCACCCGCACGCCCACCACCCCCAGCAGCUCAGCCCGGCCAGCCCCGCGCCGCCCGCGGCCCCGGCCGCGAACGGAGCCGGCCUCCAGUUCGCCUGCGCCCGUCAGCCCGCCGAGCUGUCCAUGAUGCACUGUUCCUACUGGGAGCACGACAGCAAACACAGCGCCCUGCACUCCCGCAUAGACAUCUAGGGAGGCUCCGGCCGGCCGCCGCCACAGAAAUGCCCUUGCCCCGGCCCCGCUGCCCCUCUCCGAUCCCGCCGCGUUCUCCUGGGCUCUCGUGUCUCUACUCCUCCUCUCUAGCUGCGGACUUUCCUCUUUCUGUGCCCAAACUGUUGCGGUGGGAAAAUAGCAGCCCUUCUCCGCGUGUAGUGUAGGAGCCGUCCUACGGUGAGGAGAAGGCAGUGUAAGUGUGGGAGCUUCCCCAGCGGGGCUGCGCCGAGCGCAGCGGUGGCCGGGCCGGCUCGUUUCUAGGCGAGCUCGGAUUUACCGUUCGUUUCUCUGCUUGUCUGUUUGUGAGGGGUUUUGGCGGGGGAGGAGGGAGCAUGUAAUUAAAAAUAGGCUGUUUAGCCCUCAAAAUUCUGUUCCUUUAUAAUUCGGCCGUAAUCCUUUCGGGCUCAGCCUUGGGGAGAGUAAAGCGAAGCUUGUAAAUAGCGGAGGUAUUUCCACGCGUGGCGGUGCGGGGCUGGCGGGGCCUAGACACUGCCGUGUGCCCGCGGUGCUCGUCCUCCUCCUCUUCAUCUUCUCUUUUUUCUUCCUCGGUCUGCAAAGCACUGCGCUUCUUCUGAGCUGUGGCUUUUCGUCAAAAUAGUACUUAUGUGGGGACUGCUGUAACAGCAGAUGUGUGAUAUUGCUGGUUAUUAGAAACCAACGAACAAAACCCACCAGGGUCAUUCGUGAAACGUUUUGGCAGUGAUAAAUAUAUUUUUUAAAGGAGACAAUGUCCUCUGAGGUCUUAAAAGUAAUUUUAUAUAGGUCUAAAAAAAUAUUUUGAUGUUAUAGAAAAAAAAAAAGACGGUUUCCUAUAAAUUGGAAUAAUUUUCCGUGUGCAUAUUAUAAUAAUGUAAGUUUAAACUACCUUCGGUUUUUUCAUCCCAAAUCUGGCCCAAAAUGGAUUUUCCGGUAGGUUCUGCUUUUGAAUGCUUGCCCUUUUUCUUAAAAAGUUUUGAUCCUUCCAUUUUACAUAGAUUAAUGCGGAGGGGGAAAAAAAAGCGUUUGUAAUACAGGGGCCAGUUCAUAGCGAUUUUAUAAAUGUUUA
Grus americana (Whooping crane) is the source of this 2189-nucleotide messenger RNA. RefSeq names its product forkhead box L2 (gene FOXL2). NCBI's taxonomy places the organism in Eukaryota, Metazoa, Chordata, Aves, Gruiformes, Gruidae. The record is from RefSeq and is a predicted model, not a curated record. Gene Ontology annotation, molecular function: RNA polymerase II cis-regulatory region sequence-specific DNA binding; DNA-binding transcription factor activity, RNA polymerase II-specific. Gene Ontology annotation, biological process: anatomical structure morphogenesis; regulation of transcription by RNA polymerase II; cell differentiation. The transcript has a single exon. The coding region runs from base 206 to 1123 and encodes 305 amino acids.